AUGAUUAUUUUCCAUCCCUGCCGGCAAGAAUUACGCGAUUGUGGUGCGCCAUGCCAUGCCAUGUUUUUCCCUGAAAAAGAGCGCACUGUGCUGCGUUAUUGGGUCGGCUCUUGGGCGGCUGUCUGUGUGGCAAGCUGCCUCUUUACGGUGCUGACCUUUCUCAUUGACUCGUCGCGUUUUCGCUAUCCGGAGCGUGCCAUUGUUUUCCUAGCCGUUUGUUAUCUCGUUGUGGGUUGCGCGUAUGUUGCCGGUUUGGGAGCGGGCGAUUCGGUGGCUUGUCGGGAACCCUUUCCGCCGCCAGUGCGUCUAGGGCGGCUGCAAAUGAUGUCGACAAUAACGCAGGGCCAUCGGCAAACCACCGCAUGUACAGUUUUAUUUAUGGCGCUCUACUUUUGCUGCAUGGCCGCCUUUGCCUGGUGGUCAUGUUUGGCGUUCGCUUGGUUUUUGGCCGCUGGCCUUAAAUGGGGUCAUGAGGCAAUCGAAAAUAAAUCGCAUUUAUUUCAUUUGGUCGCUUGGGCGAUACCGGCGUUGCAGACAAUUUCGGUGCUGGCAUUGGCCAAAGUUGAAGGCGACAUCCUCUCCGGCGUCUGCUUCGUUGGCCAACUGGACACACACUCUCUGGGCGUCUUCCUCAUACUGCCACUCUGCAUUUAUCUUUCCAUCGGCGCGCUCUUUCUACUCGCCGGCUUUAUAUCACUAUUUCGCAUACGCACUGUAAUGAAAACAGAUGGCAAGCGUACAGACAAACUGGAACGACUCAUGAUGCGCAUCGGCUUCUUUUCUGGCCUCUUUAUAUUGCCAGCGCUCGGCUUUCUUGGCUGUCUCUUCUAUGAAUAUUACUAUUUUGACGAGUGGAUGAUUCAAUGGCAUCGCGAUAUAUGUAAACCCUUCUCCAUACCAUGUCCGCAAAUGCGUCCAGAUGGUCUGGAGUCACGUCCCAUUUUUCAGAUUUAUAUGGUGAAGUAUUUGUGUUCAAUGCUGGUAGGCGUAACGUCGAGUGUCUGGUUGUAUUCGGGCAAAACGAUGGUGAGUUGGCGUAAUUUUGUGGAGCGCCUGCAGGGGAAGGAUCCAAGAACGCGUGCUCAGGCCUAUGUUUAGUUAAGUUAAGUUGAGAUUUGGAGAUGCAUAGUUGUUUAAGGAUAUGUGUAGUUAUAAGUGUGAUUGCAAGUGUAUUUGUUUAUAAGUGUAAGCUCGUGUGUAAAAUAUGUAUGCGAAUGAAAAAUGCGCUACGUGAGGUUUUUUUUUUUUUUUGUUUGAGACGCGUGCGCUGCUUAAGCUUGACUCAAGCUACAAAUGUUGUUGUAUAAAAGCUAAGAGAUACUGGUACAAGUUUGUAGACAAAUUUUGAGGUUAUCAUUUUCGUUAAAAGCUCAAAGACUUAUUAAGCUUAAUAGUUUUGAGUGGAAACUAAAUUUUGAGUUGAAUUGCUUAGGCGUACUAAUUCAAUUGAUUUUUUUUCUAAUGAGAUUAUUUUGUUUAAACAGCAAGAGCGGAAAGUCAGCAUGUAAUAUUUGUGUAUGAGUGUGUAUAUUUGUGUAUUUUAUUUGAGUAAAAUUUUGAGUGUUUUAUUAGCUCAACUCCGCGUUUAAGUGAUCUUUGUAAAAGUUUUGCGUGCAAAUAUUAAACAGUGUGUUAAAAAGCUCAGCGAUUUCCAAAUUUUAUAAAACAAAUUAAUCAAAAUAAACUUUUAAGUACAUUAUUUAUGUAUGAGUAAAUGUAAAGCUUAUUAAGCUUAAGUUGUAUGUAUUAGUUUAUAUGUAAACAGGCAUACGUGUAAGUUGAAACGCGUAACAGAAUAAGAACACACGCAAAAAAUAGUUUGUAGUUGUUAAAGCUUUACAUGUGCCCUAAAAUGUAGUUUUAAAAAUGUAAGCAAAACAUUAUUAGAUGAAGGGAAGUCAGUUAAAUGGGCAGGUAUGCAGAUUAAGUGAAAUUUCAAAAAAAUUAUUUUAAAAAUUCAGUGCAAUUUCGAAAAAAAUAUGGUGAUCAAAUGAAAGAAAAAAUUAUUUAGAAUUAAAAAGUAAAGUUUUUCUCUAUACUAAAACUAUCUUUUUCUAUAGAUAAAAUCAGUCAAAUUCUUCAAUUUUCAGCGAAAUUUUCAAGUUUUACAACCCUCUAAUUUCCCACGACAUCCAAAUCCAAAGGAAUUUCUAUUUAUGUAACUAGAAGGUAAUGUACUAUCUACUAAGCUAGGAGCGUACGUGCACUGAUAGAAAUAUAUGCGAGCUUAGUUACUCACACGAUUACUUAAAUUUUUUUACAACUCACAAUUUUUUUAGGUUACAUUUUUUUAAUUGAUUUGAAAAAAAAUGGUAAAAACAAUAUUAAAAAUCAUUACUGAAACCUCAAGGACUAUAAAAAUACCUACGCUUUGCUCGAUUGUGUGAGAAACUGUAUAUUCAGACAAAAUUUUAGAUAUAAUGAAAAGAUGUUAUCGGCAAGAGUGGUUCUAUUAAAAUCAAACCCAAUCACAGAGUAUUCGAUGGCCCAUUUAACGCCAUCAACUGUCUUCCCUUUAUUCGUUUAAAAAAAUUAAAUAAUAUUUCAAAAAAUAUUAAGUAUAAAAACUAUCUUCUACUACAACAAGCAACCAUAAGAAAACGCCCUCCAUGUGCUAAAUACUUAGAAAAUUAACGUAAGUGUAAACGAUUUGUUGAAGAUUAAGAAAAAAUAAAACCAAAAUAAUUUUAAACACAAAUUGUAUUUGUAAGCCCUUUCUAGCCAGUAAGCUUGCAUGUUAUAGUUUAAGCGCUAAAACAAAAAUUAUUAAAAACAGUGGAAAAAAGAUAAUUAAAAAAAAAAAA
Messenger RNA from Rhagoletis pomonella (apple maggot), 2804 nucleotides. Its product is annotated as frizzled. Bases 1 to 1098 code for a protein of 365 amino acids. The record is from RefSeq and is a predicted model, not a curated record. The transcript is spliced from 5 exons. Gene Ontology annotation, cellular component: plasma membrane. Gene Ontology annotation, biological process: non-canonical Wnt signaling pathway; canonical Wnt signaling pathway. Lineage: Eukaryota; Metazoa; Arthropoda; Insecta; Diptera; Tephritidae. Gene Ontology annotation, molecular function: Wnt-protein binding; Wnt receptor activity.